Molecule: messenger RNA, 1756 nt
Organism: Argiope bruennichi
Lineage: Eukaryota; Metazoa; Arthropoda; Arachnida; Araneae; Araneidae
Product: F-box/LRR-repeat protein 12-like
Exons: 3
Coding region: 121-1170 (349 amino acids)
Biological process (GO): SCF-dependent proteasomal ubiquitin-dependent protein catabolic process
Cellular component (GO): SCF ubiquitin ligase complex
Molecular function (GO): protein binding
Source: RefSeq, a predicted model, not a curated record
AGAAAAUAUGAGUAUUUCAUUAAUGCUCCGAUAAAAUAUGUAUUUUUCGGGCUUUACGCCCAUUUAAUCUUUAUUUUUUUAUUUGUAAAAUAAUUUAAAAAUAACAAAAAUCACUGAAAUAUGUCUUCAUCGAAAAAAGAAGAAAAAGAAGAUCACAGAACUGUACAAUUUGAAAAUUUACCUGAUGUUAUAUUAUUUAAGAUCUUCAGUUAUCUAUUUAUUGGGGAUCUUUGUCGUGCUGGAAGGGUGUGUUUAAGAUGGUAUCAUUUAACUCGAUGCCAAGUUCUGUGGAAAUAUGUAGAUGCACACGAUAUGCAGUUAACUUCAUAUCAGGUGCAGAAGCUGGUUCCCAUUCUACCAUCCUGUGUUAUGUACUUAAGAAUCUGUAGCCUUUCUACCCAACAACGAAUUCCAUUUUUGUCUCCUCACACGGCUAUAGAAAUAAGAGAACGAUGCCCACAUUUAAAAACACUGAUCAUAGAGAGUGCUUUUAUUGCUAAGCAUGUUCAUUUUACAGAUAUUACUGUGGAGGAUUUGCCACAAAAGCUGUCAGUUCUAUCAUUGCGCAAAUCAUUCUUCCAUACUGACCAAUUCUUCUGCAGUGUAAGUCAUCCAACUGUUCCAAAAAUCAAAGUGUUAGACUGUAGUUCUUGCUGGUGUCUGAGUGAUAAUGACAUACCCUUUUUUUCAAGGCUUAGUGAUUUGCAAGAGAUUUACCUUGCAAAUUGUCAAAUUUCUGAUGCAGGUGUGGUGACUCUUCUCAAAAGUGUUGAGAACCUCAAAGUUCUUGAUGUGGAAAACACUAAUAUUGGAGGUCAAACUAUUUUAUCAUUAAGUCAGAAUUGCAGUUCCCUAGAAAAACUUUUUAUUGGAAAUACUCAAGUGACAGAUGAUCAUUUGUGUUAUAUCCAAAGUAACUCUCUUCCCGUUUUACAAAUAAUUUGUCUUCGAAAAACACAUGUGAGCUGUGUUGGUUUGCGUUACCUGGUAUCUUGCUUGCAAACUUUGAAAUAUAUGACUGUAUCAACUUGUAAUAUUGCUUCAGAUUGUGCAUUAGAAUUAAGUUUACAUUGUUCCAUGAAAAAGCGAUUAAAAUUUGAAACCAAUGAUGAAACUGGAUUAGAAUUUUGUGAUCACUUUUUAUCAAGAAAUAGUCAGUUAGAAAUUUAAUUGCUUUUUUUGGUAGAAAAACAUUUUAUAAAUAUAUCAGAAUGUUUCAUUUAUAUUGAAACUGAGAUAUUUUGUGAUAUUUAGUUUAUGUUUUUAUCAUUUUUUAAAAAUUUCUUUAAAUAUUAUGCUGUUUGUACUUUAUAUGAAUUAAAUGCCACCUUUUCAAUUCACAUUUUUAGAUGAAUGAAGAAAUUAUAGUUAAGCCAGAUAGAGUAAACAUGUUAAUAUAGCAUCAAUGUUUGAGGUAUGAUCCAUAUAGUUGCUUAGUUUUGUGUUAAAGCCAUUUAUGAACUUAUGAAUCGAAUUGACUCAUCUUAAGAAUAAUAUUGUAAUUUUUCAGUAAUUAAGUAUAAAACUGAUGCUGUUAAACCUUAGUGAUUUUAAAUCACAUUCCAAAUUUCGUACAUAGAUGAGUAUAAUAUUAUUUUAUGAAAUAUUUUUAAAGAGUAGGCAUUUUUUCCAUUUCUCAAAUGAUACACUUGUGCUUCUUAACAACAGUAAUGUAUCUAUUUACUAUUAUAGAAAAUUGCAGAUUUACAUUGAAAUUGCUUUAUAUCAAUUAAAAUGGAAAUCCAGGAAUACUGAU